Cryptomeria japonica (Japanese cedar) is the source of this 1578-nucleotide messenger RNA. RefSeq names its product gibberellic acid methyltransferase 2. Gene Ontology annotation, biological process: methylation. The record is from RefSeq and is a predicted model, not a curated record. The transcript has 3 exons. Lineage: Eukaryota; Viridiplantae; Streptophyta; Pinopsida; Cupressales; Cupressaceae. Gene Ontology annotation, molecular function: S-adenosylmethionine-dependent methyltransferase activity. Bases 270 to 1424 code for a protein of 384 amino acids.
AUAUAUUGUAGACAUAGGCUUUUCCACAUUUGAAUCAGUUACGUGUCAAAAUAUGGUCCCCAUUGAUCUAGAGAUAGACCAACACAACGUGUAAAUUGUUUCAAUUUCUCUGAUCCUGAUCAAUAUUCUGGUCUGCCAUCUAUCACUGGGAUUGUUAUAUAUAAACUUCAAUCACUUCAGAAGAAACCCAGGAAAACACAAAGGAUUAUACAGCUUUACUCUUUGUGAAUUUUGUCCAGUUGGUUUGUAACUUCUGUUUGCAACAUAGAAUGGAGAAUGGUGGCAUGGAGAAUCACAGCAGGCCUAGUGAAUCAAAGAGCAUGAAAUCCCAUGCUCAGUUGCAUGGAGUUCUCCACAUGUACUCAGGCAAUGGGGAUUCAAGCUAUGCAGAGAACUCUACAAGACAGAGGCAUGUUUUUCAUGUUCUGCAGCCUCUGUUUAAGGCACUCAUUGAGAAGCUCAGAAUUCCCAAGGAGGGUCCUAUCAGAAUUGCAGAUCUUGGGUGUGCUACUGGUCUCAACACCAUAUCAGAUAUAAAUUUUGUCACAAGGACAUUGACAAAUCUGUGCAUUGGAUCAGAAUUAGCAGUGCCACAGUUCCAAGCUUUUCACUCUGAUUUGCCAUCCAAUGACUUUAAUGGGUUGUUCAGACUGUUGGACAGGACUAAUUGUCCAUAUUUUGUAGCUGGGGUGCCUGGGUCUUUCUACAAUAUCCUCUUUCCGAACUCAAGCAUUCAUGUAUGCUUCUCUAUCAUGGCCCUCCAUUGGAUUUCAGAGGUUCCUGAGGCUGUUGUGCAUAAGGAUUCACCCUUCUACAAUAGAGGAAAAGUGUGGGUCAAUAGAGGCAGGCAGGAUAUUGCAGAUAUAUACUCAAAGCAAUCUCAGAAAGAUCUCACCACUUUCAUGAAGUGUAGAGCAGUGGAGAUAGCGCCAGGAGGCAUAUUGUUUCUUUGUUUCAUGGGGAGACCAGAUAAUUCACCCCCAACACAACAAGUUUCAGUGGAAGGGGAAUUCUGUGGUCAGGACUUUGAAGAUGCAUGGGAUGAUCUUGUCACACAGGGCAUUGUCAGAUUGGACUUAAGAGACUCAUUUAAUCUUCCAUGGUACUUCCCAAAUUCAAUUGAGCUGAGAAAUGCAGUUGAAGAGAGUGGUGCUUUUGAGAUAGAGACAGUUGAAGUAUGUCAAGGGGUGCCAAGCAUGUCUGAGGAGACAUUUGAGCAGUGGGUGAAGGAGCCAAAUAUUUUUGGAAAGAUGAAGGCAAAUCUGGUUAAGAGUUUUGUGGGCAGUUUAGUUGAGGCCCACAUUGGUAUUGAGAGCUCAGAGAUGCUUUUCCAAAGGUUUGAACAGAGAGCUGCAGAACACCUCCGUUCCUCUCCUCCUUCAAGAUUUAUCACCUGCACUGUUGCCUCCCUCAUCAGAAAGUAGGUUGUAACUUGAACAAUUAUCAUGAUCUUUCUGCAAGUGAUUGAGAAUGGACCUAUGUGACCUCACAACAUCUUUCUGCAAGUGAUUGAGAUUGGAUGCUUUUUUUCAUCUACAAACUGUUUAUAGUUAAUGAGACUAUCUCAUAUUUUCAGUA